Messenger RNA from Balaenoptera ricei (Rice's whale), 1599 nucleotides. RefSeq names its product neuropeptide Y receptor Y2 (gene NPY2R). The transcript has a single exon. The coding region runs from base 11 to 1165 and encodes 384 amino acids. Gene Ontology annotation, biological process: G protein-coupled receptor signaling pathway. The record is from RefSeq and is a predicted model, not a curated record. Gene Ontology annotation, molecular function: neuropeptide Y receptor activity. Lineage: Eukaryota; Metazoa; Chordata; Mammalia; Artiodactyla; Balaenopteridae. Gene Ontology annotation, cellular component: membrane.
GUGCUAGUUGAUGAAAAUGGGCCUAUUAGGUGCAGAGGCUGAUGAGAACCAGACAGUGGAAGAAAUGCAAGUGGAGCAGUUCGGUCCAGGGCACACCACUCCUAGAGGGGAGCUGGCCCCUAACUCUGAGCCGGAGCUUAUAGACAGCACCAAGCUGAUUGAGGUACAGAUCGUCCUUAUAUUGGCCUAUUGCUCCAUCAUCUUGCUUGGGGUGAUUGGCAAUUCCUUGGUGAUCCAUGUGGUCAUCAAAUUCAAGAGCAUGCGUACAGUAACCAACUUUUUUAUUGCCAAUCUGGCUGUGGCGGAUCUUCUGGUGAACACCCUGUGCUUGCCGUUUACACUUACCUACACCUUAAUGGGGGAAUGGAAAAUGGGUCCUGUCCUAUGCCACUUGGUGCCCUAUGCCCAGGGCCUGGCGGUACAAGUGUCCACCAUCACCUUGACAGUAAUUGCCCUGGACCGGCAUCGUUGCAUUGUCUACCACCUGGAGAGCAAGAUUUCAAAGCGAAUCAGCUUCUUGAUUAUUGGCUUGGCUUGGGGAAUCAGUGCCCUUCUAGCAAGCCCCCUGGCCAUCUUCCGGGAGUAUUCACUGAUUGAGAUUAUUCCUGACUUUGAGAUUGUGGCCUGUACUGAGAAGUGGCCUGGUGAGGAGAAGAGCAUCUAUGGCACUGUCUAUAGUCUUUCCUCCUUAUUAAUCCUGUACGUUUUGCCUCUGGGCAUCAUCUCUUUUUCCUAUACUCGUAUCUGGAGUAAACUUAAGAACCAUGUCACCCCUGGAGCUGCUAAUGACCACUACCAUCAGCGGAGGCAAAAAACCACCAAAAUGCUGGUGUGUGUGGUGGUGGUAUUUGCCGUCAGCUGGUUGCCGCUCCAUGCCUUCCAACUUGCUGUCGACAUUGACAACCAAGUCUUGGACCUGAAGGAGUACAAACUCAUCUUCACUGUGUUCCAUAUCAUUGCCAUGUGCUCCACCUUUGCCAACCCCCUUCUCUAUGGCUGGAUGAACAGCAACUACAGAAAGGCUUUCCUCUCAGCCUUCCGCUGUGAGCAGAGGUUAGACGCCAUUCACUCGGAGGUAUCUGUGACAUUCAAGGCUAAAAAGAACCUGGAAACCACAGAGAACAAUGGGCCCAAUGAUUCUUUCACAGAGGCUACCAAUGUCUAAGGCAACUGCCAUGUGAAAAUAUAUGGAUGAAUUCUGACCAGAGCUGUAAACCUGGUUGAGUGGGGUGUGCAGGUGCAUCCUCAUUUCCCAUUUUAAGGAAGCAUCUGAAUGGAAGCAUCUGCAGUGUAAUUCAUGGAAAACUGGUUGGCAGAGUCUAGUAAAAACACUCAAAUUCAAAGACAAGGCAACAAAACAGUUUGCUUACAGUUGCUUAGAUUGUAGGUUGGAUUAUGAAUAAAAGCAGAGAGAAAUGGUUUUGACUGUUUCCCAGAGUGAAGGAAACGUGAACAAGGAGUUGGUGUUAUCAGCAUUGCUAAGAGGUGGUGGGUAAAAAAGUUGACUUUAAAAUCACAUUAGGGCAUAGAAUGAGGAUGACGUAUAAUUCACUGCUCCCCCCUCAUCUGAUAAAAAUGCUGCCAACACCAAUUCCUUAG